GUGGUCAGGCCGUUCCUCAGGACCCGUCGCCCUCCUCCACCUGUCCUCCAGGACCCCCUGGACCUCCGGCGGGAGCCAACGGCAGCAGCGACGUCAUGGUGAACUUUGACCCGGACCCUGCGGACCUGGCGCUGUCCAGCGUGCCGGGCCAGGAGGCGUUCGACCCGCGACGGCACCGAUUCUCCGACGAGGAGCUGAAACCUCAGCCGAUGAUCAAGAAGGCUCGAAAGAUGCUGGUGCCCAACGAGCAGAAGGACGAGAAGUACUGGUGCCGGCGCGUCAAGAACAACGAGGCGGCGAAGCGCUCUCGGGACGCCCGGCGGCUGAAGGAGAACCAGAUCUCUGUGCGCGCCGCCUUCCUGGAGAGAGAGAACGCCACGCUUCGCCAGGAGGUCGCCGACAUGCGGAAAGAGCUGGGGCGCUGCAGGAACAUCAUCAACAAGUACGAGAGCCGACACGGAGACUUGUGAGGCGGCGAGGGACUGGAGAAGACGGCGAUGAAGGAGGGCGGGGUUUGGGGGAGGGGGGGAGGAGGAUUUCAGAAAAAAGGGUUUCAAGGCAACCCGACAACAGCAGCACUUUAGUUGAAGUGGUGGAGUGGGCGGAGCCGGCGUAGACCUGCAGUGAGCGCUGUGCGACACCCGGGCUGUUUUUAAACGUGUGCGCUGUGCUUCAGGAUUGCACGUCAGGACAGCACGGCGACGCCCCCUUUUUUUCCAGUGUGACUCUCUUUAGUCUCUUUGAACCCUCACAACGUACUGUAUCACCCCGCGUCCCCUUGGCAGCUCACCUCACCCCCUCGGUGCUGUGCUCACAGCCAGGUGUCGCAUGGCGUUCUUCGCAGGUAGUGCGUCCCGGCCGCCGCUCCGGCCCCGUUCAAUCAGCGUGUUGAAUUCACAUUAUGCCAGUGAAAUCUCACUUUUUAAGCUCAAGGCACGGAUACAAGCCAGGGGAGGUCGGAUGUGUAAUUUUUUUCUAAAUAUAGGACAAAAAAAUUGUGUAUAUUUUUGAACUGGGCAGGAAGGCGGGACUACUGCGGCGAGGAGGCGGCGUCAGCGGGAGGAGGUGCAGGGGGCGGUCCUUAAGGCAAAGAGAUUUUGACAUUAUUGUAUAUUUUUCUAUUCGCAGAGAUAGUCGACCGCAGGAGGAUUUUGGAGAUAAUCUUUUGUAUAUUUUCUAUAUGGGGCGGGGGAGGGGGCGGGGCUUCAAGCUGGACAGUCAACGGGGCCACAUUUACGCUUUCUCCUCCCAGCUGUUUUAUCGCUAAAACAACAAAUAAAAAUCUAUUUUCAAAUUUCACGGAGCUGGCCGAUCGGUAGAGGCGAGGCGUCUUCAGAGAAUGUAUCACGGCUGAUUCAGGUAUUUCACACGGUGCGUGGCGAGGGGGCGGUAUCUUAGUAACGAUUGUUUUGAGGCGUCGGGGCGCGUCGGGAAGGAAACGGUGAAACAAAAAAAAAAAUGUGUAUAGUUUAAAGAAACGUUUGUGUUUGUUUUCUUUUUCCCUGUGCUCGCUCGAGCGCUCGAUUCGUUCUCUUCUCUUUGAUUCCGUGUCUAGUUUUUGAUUCACGGCGAGCGGGCGGCGUGCGGGCGGGCGGCGUUUGAUUUUAAGGACGGUGACGGGGUAGACAGGAGUUAAUUAGCCAUCAGAACAGCUGCACGUGAGCAGAUGUUUGAAAUCAUACGAGGUGGACGAUUUCACUGGCAAGGUUUUUGCAUUUUACUUUGUGUCUUGCUCACACACACACACACAAACACACACACACACACACACACACACACAUACACACACACACACACUUUAUUAACAACAACACUACGUGGUUGCGGUCUUUCUCUCUCUAUUUACUCCUUGUUUUGUCCAGGAUGUGCAAAAAUGAAAUACUGACUGGUGUCGGGUGGAUGAGCCCGACUUGAACAGUGACUGAAACCUUCAGCAUGCACACACACACACACACACACACACACACACACACACACAGGUUUGAACCCUUAUCGUCGUUGUUGAUGUUGUUAUGGACUUCUAUGGUGCUGAUCUGUUUGAUCCUUCACCUGAUGCACACACACACACACACACACACACACACACACACACACACACACACACACACACAUCUGAAAACACUUCCAAACACCGUUCUAAACCCUUUCUUUGUCUUUAACUCUUCAGUUGGUUUUCUUUUCUCUCUCUCUCUCUCUCUCUCUCUCUCUCUUGGAUAAAUCGUAUAUAUUUAGAUCUACACACAAACACGUGUCUAUACCUCUCCUUCAAACUUUACCCAAUGAGGAACGAGAAAUGCACCCUACUGCUACUGUACCAUAAAACUGUACUAUUGAAUAUUGAGCUAUUCUCUCACUAGAUAUAAAUAUAUAUAUGUAUAUGAUAUAUGCUUGAAUUAUGUGAUUAUAGUUGUAAUAUACAUAAUUGAAUAUAUUACAGAAAAACCCAUUUGAAUCAUUUUGUCCGUUUUUUCUCAGGUGUUUUUUUUUGUCUGAGGUAUUAAAUACACAUAUAUAUAAAAAAAACACACACAAGACGUCUGAUUGGAUGACAGAAUUUGUGCUCUAUGUUUUUUUCCUGGGGGAUUUAUAUAUUUGAUUUUUUUCCCCGUUAUGACUCAUUUCAAACCUGAUGGCUGAUGUUGUUAUGAUUAAGUUUUACCUCACUUCAGAACAACAGUCACUAAACUCCGCCCCCAACCCCUUGGUUACUGUUGCUAUGCUCAUCAGGAAUCGCAUUCUAGAACUUUGCACGGUCCGUUGCCGGGACAAUAGGUUCAGACUUCCCUGUCCUCGAUUUUAAACAGAAAUGUAAAGAAGCAGCUUCAUGGUUUGACAUCACGUUAGCUAAGCUGGCUAAAUAUAUCACCAGCAUUAUACCAAAAAAUAAGUCGACACUGAGUCUGUUUACAUCGACUUGAGUCUCCUGGUUUUACAGUUUGUGUGAGUAAACAUCAAAUCUUGAUUUAAGAAAUCGGGAUCAUCCCAAGCAGCAACUUCGUGAGUUGAAAAAUGAAGCCGAUGCUGAAGUGUAAAAUCCUGCAGUUCCUGGAGUGUCCACUAGAGGCUGGCUGCAGAAGC
Labrus bergylta (ballan wrasse) is the source of this 3078-nucleotide messenger RNA. NCBI's taxonomy places the organism in Eukaryota, Metazoa, Chordata, Actinopteri, Labriformes, Labridae. The record is from RefSeq and is a predicted model, not a curated record.